Messenger RNA from Aspergillus versicolor CBS 583.65, 735 nucleotides. RefSeq lists its product as uncharacterized. The transcript is spliced from 2 exons. NCBI's taxonomy places the organism in Eukaryota, Fungi, Ascomycota, Eurotiomycetes, Eurotiales, Aspergillaceae. The record is from RefSeq and is a predicted model, not a curated record. The coding region runs from base 1 to 735 and encodes 244 amino acids.
AUGGCCGUCCGCAAUAUCGUCACCGGUCCACCUAAUAAUCAGUCACAAAGUACACCGAUAGAGCAAUCACCAGACAUCUCGCCACUUCAAAGCAACCAAAGCCAUUCACCACAAACAAUCGCAUCUGUCUCCUCGCCAUCCACAGUAAUAAAUCCUAGACGUACCAGGAAUUCAUGCUCCAAGUCCGCAAUCAUCGCCCCUCCCCCAGACGCUGUACACCCGGCCUUCCGCGAGACCCAACCCCCUCCAACAGCACCAUACUUACCACCCACCUCCAUCCCAGAAACCACCACCAUAAGUACCACAAAAACUCACCGGGACUCCACCCCCGAGCUUUUCGACACGGGUUUCUACCUCGGCCGCCUCGAACUCCCCGCCAGCUCCUCCCGCGAGCUCAUCAACAUCCCCUUCAACGAGCGCCAGCGCCAGCGCCAACGCCAGGACGAACAGAAGCAGAUCUACCGCGCCGCAGGCCUGCCAUCUCCAAUAAUUACGCUCGACGGAGCAAUCCUAUCGGCAAACUUCAACCGCUUCCCCGUUGAUCCUGACUCGCACGCAAUGAGCUUCAUGGAGUAUGACUCGACGAGUGAGCUGAAGCCGUCGUCGCAGGCGCCGCCCGGGUCACCACCACCGGUUUAUCAUUCUGACUGGAGACGGGGCUCGUUCCAAGUGAAAGAGAGGAGGUAUACCGUAUUUUUCGGGAGGCUUUCGGCCCAUGGCCGAACAAGUCGUUGA